Messenger RNA from Manduca sexta (tobacco hornworm), 435 nucleotides. RefSeq lists its product as uncharacterized. The transcript is spliced from 3 exons. Lineage: Eukaryota; Metazoa; Arthropoda; Insecta; Lepidoptera; Sphingidae. Bases 40 to 327 code for a protein of 95 amino acids. The record is from RefSeq and is a predicted model, not a curated record.
CAGUCAUGGAGAGUUACAGGUGUAAUUGAAAUCGCAGACAUGAGACGAACCAGCGUGUACAUUCUGUUGAGUGUAAUAGUUUUAUUUGCAAUAUGUUUUACUACGUCCAGCGGAGUUCAAGUGCCUGUUGGGGACACAAAUUUAGGUGAGAAAGGCAAGUUGGAACCCCCAAUUUCACUAUUGAGACUGAAGCGGCAAAUGGAGACUUUUGAUGAAUAUCCAACAGCUACAUCCCAAGAAACUGAAGAAGAAUCUGGCUUUUGGGACAGAGUCGUCAAAGUGGCUUUAAAAAUAUUUAACCGCUUUAUUGAAUGGUUGAAUUCGUAAUAAUUAUACAGCUGUAAUAAAAUUUAAAGCAGUUAAACUUAUAAUUACUAUGUAUAGUUUUUAUACCAACUUUGUUACAAAUUGUUAGUAAAGAAAUUAAAAGCAAAA